AUGCUUCCCAAGGGCGGAGACCGAAGCUGAGCGCUUGGUGCCGCCUCUUUCUUCCUUGCUUUCCUCCGGCGUCCAACUCAGCUUGAGAGCCCGCCUAUAACGGCCGCGGAAGAAGCAACGCUUGGCUGAUGCAGAGAGAAAAGGUUCCGAUUUCAGCAAAGACUGAUGCACUGACUACCAGUCAGCUGGAACAAAGACAACCAAAUGUUUUAUUAUGGCAGAGAGCUCCCAAGGUUGUAGCUUGCCCACAGAGGGUAUGUCAAGUUCUAUGAUGCAAGAGCAAGAAGAAUGGAGAAUCAUAAACAAGUUAUUAAGACAACAUGGCUUAAGAUCUGUGUGUUUUGAUAAAUCUGAAGCUNGCAGAAAUCUAGCAGAUAGGAUUGUUAUAGACAGACAGACUUCACAAGCAAUACGGUAUGCUUUGAAAACAUUACUGGAAGAGACAGAGCGUCAACGAAAAAUUGUUCGUGGCUUGAUUGAAGAUAAUCAGCAGCUUCGAGCUGAAUUGCGCUUGGAGCGAAAUCAUGCUUCUCGGCAGGAACAAAGGGCCAAUGAUCUGGACAUCAUUGUGGAAAAUAUCAAACACAAAAUACGUCAAUUGGAAGAUGAAUCUAUAGCUAAUGCUUCCCAGCAACACAACCAAGUCAAAGAGCUUCAGAAAGAUAAACAAGCUUCACAGGUAAGGUACCAUCAACAGGCUGACAAGUUACAAGAGCAAGAAGAGACUAUUGUCCGUUUGGAGAAGGAGCUGUGUAGAAUGGGCCUGGAGGAGGAGGAACGUAUUGCUACUCAGAAGAAAAUGUUUCGCCAGUUUUGCAAACGAGCUCCAAGAACUCAGUUAGAUCAGCAGAUCUGUUGUCUAAUUGAUUGUUACGAAUCUCAGAUCAACCAAAUGAGAAAAGAACUAAGGAAAUAUAAGAGAGAGUCCAAUCAAACAGAAGGAAAAGGAAAAGAUGAUGAUGAAUUCUUGAAGAAUGUUGAUGCCACUGUUAAUUACAGAGCCCUGCUUAUGUCUUUCCAGACUCAAAUAAUUGAGUCAAAAGCCCGAAAUGAACAGCUGAUUCGUGAAAAUACAAAUUUAAAGAAAGAGAUAGAAAUUAGACCAACUGCACAAGAGUUAAAAUUGUACAAACACCAAGUGAGGAAGUUGGAGAAAACAUUGAAGAACAUCAAGUCACAUCAGAGCAAUGAAGAAGGAAAUAUGAAAGAAAACAAAGAGUUUAAAAGUAAUAUAGGAGGAGACCAGGUACAGGAAGUUUGCAGAACUUACUUGCAGGUAUUGUCCAGGAUUGAUUCUAUUAUAAGAAGCCCAGGAAGAGCCCCCCUUGUAAUGCACAUGCAGAGGAAAGAGCCACCACGAAACUCUGCAAAGGAUAACGAUCAGGAAUGUGGAUUUGAGCACCUUCCUCUUACAAUUGAAUUGUGGGCUGACCAGCUCCUGGCUCUGAAGAACUUGCAUAGAUCCUUGAAAAAGCUGUUUCUGCAAUUAAUGCCUUGGCAUACAGUAGCUGUACAGGAUGACAAGGAAUGUAUUCGUGUUGAAGACCUUCAGCUCAUGGUAGAUGAAAUGUCUGAAGAAGUAGAAAGUGAGGAAAAGAAAAGUCAUGUGCCUUCACAACAAACUUUGUAUGCAAUUGUCUCUCACUUUCAAAAGCUGUUUGAUGUGAAUUCUUUGAAUGGAGUUUACCCACGAAUGAAUGAAGUUUAUACAAAACUUGGUGAAAUGACCAAUGCUAUGAGAAACCUCCGUGAUCUCUUGGAACUAGAUACUGCAGCCCCACCCGGUGUCCUGGUGAACACAGUGGGAAAGCUUUGUAGUCUCUUCAGGGAGAAUGUGACCUGGCAGGUAGAGCAGCUGCUAGGAACGCAAGACAUCCAGAGCAUUAUUUAUAAACUAGAAGAACAUGAUGACUUUUUUCCAGCAUUCCAAGCUCUUACUGAGAAUUUACUUCACAUUCUAGGAGUCAGAAAUCUGACAGACAUCGUGCCUGCUGUGCAGCAGCUGAUAUGGAAAGCCCAAUAAUGUAAACCAUGUACAGACUCUUAUGAGAUGUAGCUACCUCUUAUGUAUAGCUCUCAAAUGAUUCGAUUAAAAUAUCUUCACUCA
This is a messenger RNA of Varanus komodoensis (Komodo dragon), 2107 nucleotides long. It is a transcript of the gene CEP70, whose product is annotated as centrosomal protein 70. The record is from RefSeq and is a predicted model, not a curated record. Gene Ontology annotation, cellular component: centrosome. NCBI's taxonomy places the organism in Eukaryota, Metazoa, Chordata, Lepidosauria, Squamata, Varanidae. Gene Ontology annotation, molecular function: gamma-tubulin binding. Gene Ontology annotation, biological process: cilium assembly; regulation of microtubule cytoskeleton organization. The coding region runs from base 215 to 2023 and encodes 602 amino acids. The transcript has 19 exons.